AUGGCUGAAGUCGCAGCGUACCUGCUCCUCUUCGUUGUGCUGAUUUUCUGUGAGGAUGGGGAGCUGGGGGGCGCGCGGGCUGGCCUGCUCCCCCACGGCCCUGCCUCACCAACCCGGGACAAUGGCAGCAACGCGACCACGGCUUCACCCACCGAGCCUGCAGAGUUGUCCUUUCUGACUCUGAAGGUGUGGGUGAAGGAUGCGUCUAGCCAGCGGUACCUGAGCGGGGCCGAAGUCCGAGUGUUUGUGAACGGAUCUCAGCUGCACUCCAGCCAGACCCAGGAGAACGGAGAGGUCCUGCUGACCGUUCCCUACCAACUUGGGGUCACCCUGACCCUGGUAGCCAGCAUGGAUGCCUAUGUACCUGCUCAGCUCCCCUGGAAGACCACCAAGAUGCCCAUAUUUUCUGCCGUUACCAUGUCCCUGGUCCCGCAAACCCAAGGCAACAUCUGGCUCUUUGAAGACACUGUGUUGAUAACAAGAAAAACAUCUGACCUGUCAUCCCAGCCGAGUGUCCAGUUCCCCAAGAGCCUCCUCUCGCUUCCAGAGAACACGAGCAUCUCCAUGGUGACUGCCUAUCUGACCGUUCCAACCCCACCCCCACAGAAAGACAGUCAUUUCUGUACAAUGGGGGUCCUCAACAACAAAGGAGUUUCAGGAUACAGGAGUGUGAAAUUGAGCCCUGUGGCAAUGCUCAGUACUCAGUUGCUGUCCGGUGGGAAGGAGAUUGACAUCAGAGGGCCCAUUCAGCUCACAGUUCCCUUACCAUACCACACCCACUUCCAAGCCUCUGACUCCCUCCCUGCCUGGACCUUUGACAAGACCACAGGUACCUGGGUGAAUAAGGGCAUCGGCUCUGUUAGGAUGGAACGAAAUGGAUUGGUCUGGACCUAUGUGGCUCCACACCUUGGAAACUGGAUCGCAGCGCUAUCUCCAUCUUCCAGCGGUUACAUGGGACAUGCAACUUCGAUGGAUUUCAUCUCAUACCAUACAUACCUUCUUGUGGGCAUCUUGGGUGGUACUCUAGUGAUCGUCAUUGGAUUUUUAUCUGUGAUCUUAUGUCACUGCAGAGAUUUAAACCAUGAGACCGAGCGAAAACGUCGGAACUCCACCAAAAUGUCUGUUCUAAAGAAAGACCAGACCACGUCCACCAGCUCGGAUGAAGUCCAUGAGCCUUUGUACCACAGUGGGGACAGGUCUUACCCACUGGCCUCAAGAGGUGUAGGCCAUCCCGAUGUAUCAGCCUCCCCUCGACACCAGGCCAACUAUAACAUCUAUGUUGAAAACGUAUGUAGGCCUGUGGGGAACCUAUAUGAGAACAUUGGAACUGCAGGCCUAGAGAGCAUCAGGGCUCCGGUACCCAACUUGUAUGUGAACAGUGAUGAAGUAGCAAGGCUUCGAGAGAUGUCUGAAAAGAGUACCUCACGGCAAACUCCUGGAGAGAGUGUGGUAUAUCGAGACAAGCUGUUCCACAUCUACAACCAGCCGGUGGCCAUUGUUCAAGCUCCAGAGCUCUUCACUGCCCAGGGACAGGCUGAUCCUACUGGAAGCAGAUGCGCCACCUUCCCCCGGAAUGGCAUGGAACACGGAGCACAGGCUGAGCGCAACUUCAAAGACAGUUUCACCCAGACGUUGCCCAAAGUCCCACAGCAGGACAGUGAUGAGCAGCCUGCUUUGGAGGGCCCACAAACCUCCACUGUCAACCCUGGAAUUUGGGGCCGCUACAGUCACCUGCUUGAGUCAGUUUCUGUCCCAGGUACCCUGAAUGAGGCAGCUGGAAUGGGUCCAUUCCACGGUGAGCUUCAGGGAAUCUCUGAACAGACCCUGCUGGAGCUCUCCAAAGCCAAGCCUUCUCCCCAUCCUCCUCGGGCAUGGUUUGUGUCCCUGGAUGGUAAACCAGCAGCCCAAGUCCGUCACUCUGUAAUUGAGCUCCAGGGGAGGCACCGGCCAGGCAGCAGCAACGACACCAGCUUGGACUCUGGGGUGGAUAUGAAUGAGCUGCAGCAGUCGGUACGGAAGAGCGACCGGGAGGGUCCCUCCAUCACCAACAUGCCCAAAGCAGUAGGGGGUCGUGGCCACGAGGAACAGGACUUAAGCAGUAGUGAAAUCGGAAGUCCUGAGGAUGCAUCCCUGAGGAACACCCUAGAGGGUAGCAGCGCAGCCAUCCCAAACAUCCCUGAGGAUAAGGACGCAUGUGAUACAUCCAGUGAAUCCAGAUCCACCCCGCCGCCUCGCAGGCUGCGAAAGGUACGGGACAAAAAGCCUGAUAAGAAAACAACUCGACACUUGAGGGAAGAGAGGCCGCAAACAAAACGCUAGCUAGCCUUUGUGCUCAGCCUCUGUGGAGCUUUUCGGUGUUCGCCAAAUAUACCUGGUUUUGAUCAACUUGCCUUAUUGUAUUGUCAUCAGGAAAGGUGCCAUGAUCGAUAAAAACAAAAACAACCGGUCUUUACCUUUGGAGCAUAGCUUUCUAAAAGUGAAUUUCUGUGGUAUCUCUAAUUUUGCUGCCUCCAACUUUUGGCCAAUGUGUCACAAUAGCUUCACUGCUCACUCCAGCGCGUCAUUGCCUGUGUCACGUUUGUACAAAGUCCUAUGUUUACAUAGUAAGAGUGCAUUGCAAUAGCGUACAUAUUACAUUCAGAUUCAACUUUUUUUUCACUGUGAGCACAAUGUCUAUACCUACAAAGCUUUUUUAAACUGAUGAAGAGUCUGCAGACUGAAGAGGAUGGUUGUAAUGGCAUAACGAUAAUGGAAUGCUUUGUAUGCUUGAAGUUGUCUCUCUGUUUUUAAGUUCAGGUACAAAUGUGAAAUAACAAAGAGUUGCCACAGAGUGCCACAAUAAAAAAUGAAAUCUAGUAAACGUAAUGAUUUGGAGUGUUGUGAAACAACAGUAACCGUCGUAUUUACCUCAUGUAUGUAACCAGUACAUGAAGGACAUUAAAUUCUGGCAUUCAGGAAAAGCUAACUAAAAACGAAGUGCACUAGAACUGGAAUUUUCAAUAAAAAGAGGCCUUUGAGGUCAGAUUGUUUCACACACUUAAUAUUGUUUAUACUCUUUGAAAUUGCAUGCAGUUCAUUGUGAAGGUUUUUUUUUUUCCCCAUCGGAUGAUAUAAUGUGUUACAUGUGAGAAUGUAGCAGCAAACACCAGAGAUUUGGCUCAGGUUGUCUUCUUUUACCAAGGCUUUUAUUCUGAAUACUUCAAAGCUGUAAGUAAAAUGCUUAAAUGGCCAUAGUUCAAGCACGUCAUGAUGUUUUUUGUGCAUAGAUGUUUUGAUGGGUGAUAUUACUUCACGAAAGUGACCAGUAGGCUAUAAUGUAAUCACUUGCUGAAUGUCUGAUUUUUUUUAUCUUUUUUAAUGUAGCACUCAUAAUCUGUUGAUGAUUAGAAAGAAACACUGGUAGACUGUUACCAAGUAGCAGAAGUGUGUGGACUGAGUUCUGGAAGGCAGUUUGAUUUUGACAUUAUGACGAUAAAAUAGUGAUGCAUGACUGAAAAGAAGCCGAGAAGAUCAUUUUCUUUGUAAGUAGUGUCAACCAAAUGUGUUUUGACGUCACUUCUCAUAUUGUACUGUGUAUUAUUUAUGUUAAUUGUAAAAAAGUCAUUUUUAAACAUACCACUUUAAAAAAGCGCUUACGGGAAAGUCCUCCCAUUUCUUGAAUGCUUUACUGAACAGCUUGUCAUAUGCCUUUUUUGUGCACAUCAAUAAAGGGUGUAACCAGUC
This is a messenger RNA of Colossoma macropomum (tambaqui), 3723 nucleotides long. It is a transcript of the gene fam171b, whose product is annotated as protein FAM171B. NCBI's taxonomy places the organism in Eukaryota, Metazoa, Chordata, Actinopteri, Characiformes, Serrasalmidae. Bases 1 to 2319 code for a protein of 772 amino acids. The record is from RefSeq and is a predicted model, not a curated record. The transcript has 8 exons.